Penicillium mononematosum is the source of this 1251-nucleotide messenger RNA. RefSeq names its product MFS transporter. Gene Ontology annotation, biological process: transmembrane transport. NCBI's taxonomy places the organism in Eukaryota, Fungi, Ascomycota, Eurotiomycetes, Eurotiales, Aspergillaceae. Gene Ontology annotation, molecular function: transmembrane transporter activity. The record is from RefSeq and is a predicted model, not a curated record. Bases 1 to 1251 code for a protein of 416 amino acids. The transcript is spliced from 4 exons. Gene Ontology annotation, cellular component: membrane.
AUGUCUAGUGGAGUGCAAGACAGUCCACAACCCUCGAUAUAUGAAAGCCCAAGCCUACAGGAUGAAAAUCAGUCUUCAUCGCCAUCUGAGACAUCUUGCCAAAUCGCCAACGAACAAUGGAACCACCCACGAUCUAACAUAGCAAAGACACUGGCGACAUUCUGGAGCUUCCUAAUAAUGGGAGCAAAUGACUCCGCAUACGGUCUCGAAACCUACUACAACCUCUCCUACACAACCGUCUCCCUCGUCUUCCUCUCUCCAGCACUAGGCUAUGCUACCGCCGCAGUCGUGAACGAGCGAGCGCAUUGCGCUAUAGGCAGACGAGGUGUGGCCUUCGUCUCAUCCAUGUGCCAUCUGAUAGCAUACAUCUUGAACUGCGUGCAUCCACCAUACCCCGUCCUCGUCGUGUCAUUCAUGUUCGCAGGUCUGGGGAAUGGCCUCGCUGACUCGGCAUGGAACGCCUGGAUUGGAAACCUCGAUAAUGCGAAUCAGUUACUCGGUCUGCUUCAUGGAUCUUACGGUGUAGGUGCUGUUAUCAGCCCUCUCAUUGCAUCGCUACUUGUUGCGGACGCUGGUUUGCCGUGGUAUUAUUUUUAUUACAUUAUGAUUGGAGGCGCUGCAAUCGAGGUUCUCGUCUGCGUUGCGUGUUUCUGGGAUUCUACAGGAACGUCGUUCCUACUCGCUAAAAAGCAACAUCCCGGCGAUACAUCCGAACAAGCAGGCUUGCGCAAAGUCCUAACCACAAUGCCAUCUGCGCGAAUCACUUGGGUCUGCUCAAUCUUCUUACUUGGGUACGUUGGCGUCGAAGUAGCGCUAGGAGGGUGGAUUGUGACAUUCAUGAAAGAAGUGCGGCACGCUGCACCGUUUCCUAGCAGCAUGACUUCUACAGGAUUCUGGCUGGGAAUAACCGUUGGACGGGUUAUCCUUGGUUUUGUGACUCCUUUGAUUGGCGAGAAGGUUGCCAUCUCGGGGUUCUUUCUGGGUCCGCUGUUCCCGGCGGUUGUGGUUGUCACCACGAAACUCCUGCCAAAACACUUGCAUGUCAGCGCCAUUGGGUUUGCGGCAGCCUUCGGUGGUUGUGGCGCGGCUGUUCUCCCGUUUAUUGUUGGUGUGCUUGCGCAGGCUAAGGGUGUGCUGGUUUUGAUGCCGUUUACCAUAGCGCUUUCGGGGGCGAUGUUGCUUCUUUGGAAUUGUCUUCCGGGAAUUCCUAGAGAUAGGAGAGCAUCGGCUAACAAUAGCCGCGGGGCCUAG